This is a messenger RNA of Fragaria vesca subsp. vesca, 729 nucleotides long. RefSeq names its product isoflavone reductase homolog. NCBI's taxonomy places the organism in Eukaryota, Viridiplantae, Streptophyta, Magnoliopsida, Rosales, Rosaceae. The coding region runs from base 175 to 387 and encodes 70 amino acids. The record is from RefSeq and is a predicted model, not a curated record. The transcript is spliced from 2 exons.
GGAAGCUAGGCAUAGAAAAUGGCAACUACAAAGAGCAAGGUUCUUGUGGUUGGUGGAACACUGGUUACAUGGGGGGGAGGAUUGUCAAGACAAGCCUAGCUAGCAGCAGGCCACCCAACUUAUGUUCUUCAAAGGCCGGCAUCGGAGAUUGGCAUCGACGUUAAGAAGCUACAAAUGCUGUUCUCGUUUGAGAAGCAAGGGGCUCACCUCGUCGAGGGUUUGUUUUCAGAUUUCCAGAGCCUCGUCAACGCUGUCAAGCUAGGUGACGUGGUCAUAUGCACAUUGUCGGGGACGCAUUUCCGGAGUCACAACAUUAUGUUGCAGCUCAAGCUUGUAGAAGCCAUUAAAGAAGCUGGAAAUGUUAAGCCCCUGCUGGUCCCCACAUGAAUUUACGUAAUAUGAUUGGGUGUUAACUGGGGACUUUGUGAGAGCAGGAGGCUACUGCCUCUUCACGACCAUCUUCAAACUCAUUGGAGCAAGAGGCAAUGCCAAGGUAAGAGCCUGUUGCUUGUUAGCUUCACUUGUUGGCACCACCGAAUCUGCUUCACCUGUUUGCACCACCGAAUCUGCUUCAUCUGUUGGCAUCACAGAUUCAGCUUCUAACUCCACUUCAUCCUCAAGAAUCAUAUCAAGGCAAAGGGUUUGUGCGGGUCCUGAGCUAGGGCAAGUAGUGCCCUUCUCUACAUUGGCAUGUUCCAAACUAAGUUCCCCUGCAGAUGAGUCCGCUUC